AUGGUGGACAUCCUCCUCCCGCGGCCGCUCCCGGGCGCCAUGGGGGAGCCCUCCAAGAGGCGGCCGGGGCUGGCCCUGUGCGCAGGCUGCGGGGGCCGUAUCCAGGACCCCUUCCUGCUGCGAGUGUCUCCGGACCUGGAGUGGCACGUCGCCUGCCUCAAGUGCGCCGAGUGCGGGCAGCCCCUGGAUGAGACCUGCACAUGCUUCCUGCGCGACGGCAAGGCCUACUGCAAACGAGAUUACAGCAGGCUCUUCGGCAUCAAGUGCGCCCAGUGCCGGGCGGCGUUCAGCAGCAGCGACCUGGUGAUGCGCGCCCGCGACCACGUCUACCACCUGGAGUGCUUCCGCUGCGCCGCCUGCGGCCGCCAGCUCCUGCCCGGCGACCAGUUCUGUCUGCGGGAGCGCGACCUGCUCUGCCGCGCCGACCACGGCUCGCCCCCCGACGGCGCCGCCGCCCGCGGACCGCGCAGCCCCGCGCUGCCGCCGGCCACCGCCACGCACCUCGCAGAGCCGGUGCCCGGGAGGCCGCCCGCCCCGCGGCCGCCGGCGCACAAGGCGGUGGAGAAGACCACCCGCGUGCGGACGGUGCUGAACGAGAAGCAGCUGCACACGCUGCGGACCUGCUACGCCGCCAACCCGCGCCCCGACGCCCUGAUGAAGGAGCAGCUUGUGGAAAUGACGGGGCUCAGUCCCCGCGUCAUCCGCGUCUGGUUCCAGAACAAGCGCUGCAAGGACAAGAAAAAGUCCAUUCUCAUGAAGCAGCUCCAGCAGCAGCAGCACAGCGACAAGACGAGCCUGCAGGGCCUCACCGGCACGCCGCUGGUGGCCGGCAGCCCCAUCCGUCACGAGAGCGCCGUGCAGGGCAGCGCCGUGGAGGUCCAGACGUACCAGCCGCCCUGGAAGGCGCUCAGCGAGUUCGCCCUGCAGAGCGACCUGGAGCAGCCCGCCGCCUUCCAGCAGCUGGUCUCCUUCUCCGAGUCCGGCUCCUUGGGCACCUCCUCCGGCAGCGACGUGACCUCGCUGUCCUCCCAGCUCCCCGACACCCCCAACAGCAUGGUACCCAGCCCGGCCGAGACGUGAAGCGGCCCGUCCGCCCCGCCGCGGGACCUCCGCAUGCCUGCGCUCCCUGCAUGAGACACCCGGCCCCGGGCCGCUCCCAGAGCGCCGGACAAACGCCUUUGUUUUUUAAUUAUUCUUAUUUAAAAACAAACAAAAAUUAUAUUACUGUCGGCCAAAAAAGCACCGGGAUCCUCGCUGCCUUCACCAGACCGGAGAGA
Messenger RNA from Vidua chalybeata, 1277 nucleotides. RefSeq names its product ISL LIM homeobox 2 (gene ISL2). The transcript has 6 exons. Bases 1 to 1080 code for a protein of 359 amino acids. Gene Ontology annotation, cellular component: nucleus. The record is from RefSeq and is a predicted model, not a curated record. Gene Ontology annotation, molecular function: DNA-binding transcription factor activity, RNA polymerase II-specific; cis-regulatory region sequence-specific DNA binding. Lineage: Eukaryota; Metazoa; Chordata; Aves; Passeriformes; Viduidae. Gene Ontology annotation, biological process: neuron fate specification; axonogenesis; positive regulation of transcription by RNA polymerase II.